AUGCGUAAGCAGAGUCACUGAUGCUGCUGUUCCCAAGCUCUGGCACAGCAGAGUGGCCCUGGAUCCUGCCCUGGGAUGGAGACCCUCGGGAGCUGGUGGCUGUCACACAGACUCCUGCUCUGCUGUGCCUUCUGGGCACUCUGCCUGGGCUCUCCGGACUACGACGAUUACUCCCAGAACAGCACCACCGAGCAGGCAACGACCCCAGAGAUCACCCUGUGUCCCCGAGCCAUCCCUGGGGAAAAGGCAACCGUAGACAACAUCACUUACCUGCUGGUCCACGAGGCCACUCGCUCCCAGCUGGGCAGUGCCAUCACCGUGCGCCUCAUCCCCUGCCUCUACAGCCUGGUCUUCCUGCUGGGGCUGCCCUCCAACGGGCUGGCCCUGUGGGUCCUGGCCACCAGGGCUGAGAAACUCACCUCCACUGUCUUCCUGAUGAACCUGGCAGCAGCAGACCUGCUGCUCAUUUUGGUGCUGCCCUUCAAGAUCAUCUACUACUUCCUGGGCAACCACUGGCUCUUUGGGGAAGGGCUGUGCCGCCUCAGCACAGCUUUCUUCUACGGCAACAUGUACUGCUCAGUGCUGCUGCUCACCUGCAUCAGCCUGGACAGGUACCUGGCCGUGGUUCAUCCCUUCUUCUCCCGUACCUUCCGCACUCCCACCUUGGCCGCGUGUGCCUGCGCUGCCAUCUGGCUCUGUGCCACCCUCCUGACGCUGCCCCUGAGCCUGCAGCAGCAGUCACACCCCCUGUGGGGAGCAGAGCUCGUGCUGUGCCACGAUGUGCUCCCCAGGCACGACGAUGAUGGGUAUUACUUCUACUACUUCGUGUGCCUGAUCGUCUGUGCCUUCCUCCUGCCGCUGCUGCUGAUGCUGUUCAGCUACUGCUCCGUGCUGCGCGUGCUCCUGCCCAGUGGGAAGAAAUAUUCCCACUCUGUGAAGCUCACGGUGCUCGUGGUGGUCACUCUCGUGGCCUUCUACACACCCAGCAAUGUUCUCCUGCUGGUUCACUACUCCAGUUUCUGCUCCAGGCUGCAUGGCAAGCUGUACAUCAGCUACAUGGUGAGCUUGGCCAUCAGCACCUUCAACAGCUGUGCUGAUCCCUUCAUCUACUACUAUGUUUCUGAAGAUUUUCGGGAUAAGGUGAGGAGGACGUUCUUCAGUGACAGAAAACAAACCACCACGUCCCUAAAGACCUCCAAGGAAACACUCCCUCGUUCCAAACACUCACUGGUGUAA
Acanthisitta chloris (rifleman) is the source of this 1236-nucleotide messenger RNA. RefSeq names its product coagulation factor II (thrombin) receptor-like 3 (gene F2RL3). Gene Ontology annotation, biological process: blood coagulation; thrombin-activated receptor signaling pathway; positive regulation of Rho protein signal transduction. The record is from RefSeq and is a predicted model, not a curated record. Gene Ontology annotation, molecular function: thrombin-activated receptor activity. Gene Ontology annotation, cellular component: membrane. Lineage: Eukaryota; Metazoa; Chordata; Aves; Passeriformes; Acanthisittidae.